AAGAGCAUACAUACAUUCGCAGGUUAUUCGUGCUUGCCUCUUUCGGCGCUCCCACGGGACGCUUCGUGCGAGUAACGUGCGUACCGUAGUGUUUGGAUAUGGAAURCCCGUGUUGUUUCAUUCGGCGGGACCGUGCAACACGAUACACUACUUCUUGUAACACUUCGUAACGUACCGUACCACACCUACCGCAUCGACCGAGUGCGCCCCGGAACGCCAAACCACCCCCACCCACCCGAGGGACCGACCACCAAGGAGACCGACCCCCCACCCAUGGACGAYACGGAUGCGAGCACCGAUCCYCCCGUGGCCGCAAGCGCCGCGGCCGAUCUCUCCGAKCUCCUGCGGGCCAUGACCACGACGACGACGAUCGAACCCACCGGGAAAGGCGCUGCRCCGGGRGUCCCACCGGGGGUCCCACCGGGARMYSCCUCUAUGUCGCCCCUUCCGCCCGGGGACACCGCGGUCCGCCCCCUGGCGGCGUCCCUGCCCACGACGGUCAACCGCUCGUACAAAAUCUACGGCGUUCCGACCCACGCGUUCUGCCAGGUCUUCUCGGACCGCAUCGUGGUGGGGGUGACGCAGCUCGUGACCAAGACCAAGACCGCAAAGGACACCAAGGGCGAGGGUGCGGUUGCGGUUGCGGCUGCGGCUGCCUCCUCGGGGCACAUCGGGUCCUGGGUGUACUGCCAGGCGUCCCAGUCGGAGGUCGAUCCCAAGCAGGUCGACUACGAGUUGUCGACCCUGCUGGGGGGGAGCGGCAACGCGAGGGACGAAAAGGAGGUCUACGCCCGUCGCAUCGCGGAGCGGUUGCUGGAAAAACAAUCCGUUCCGGGCGGGUCGAACAGGAUCGUCCUGCUGCUGGGGAUCUCGCUCCUUCCGGUGCCGCCGCCCGGCGUUUCCUCCRUCGAGCGCUUCAAAACACUCGUCGAGGUCCUGGUGGAGCUGAUCGAGACCGCUUUGGGGAUUGCCCUGGAGCGGUAGCGACGGGCCGGGGGGUCGCCCGUGUGCAAACAGCGGGGGCCGCCGGGCGUGCGUGCACCGCGAGCCCGGACCCCUCGGAGGGACCACAUCGAUGCUUUCGACUGCAAGAAAGCAUAGAAGGAAGU
Molecule: messenger RNA, 1109 nt
Organism: Pseudo-nitzschia multistriata
Lineage: Eukaryota; Bacillariophyta; Bacillariophyceae; Bacillariales; Bacillariaceae
Source: the annotation of a GenBank genome assembly